Peronospora belbahrii is the source of this 5277-nucleotide messenger RNA. The record is from the annotation of a GenBank genome assembly. NCBI's taxonomy places the organism in Eukaryota, Oomycota, Peronosporomycetes, Peronosporales, Peronosporaceae.
AUGAAAGACCCGUUUUUCGGCGAGGAUGACGGCGAAUUUGACGACUUAUACGGAAAUCUUCCUUCGUCGGCGUCUUUCCCCACUGUGAGGCAGAAACCGCGCAAUAAUGAGAUGAUAGAGGGCAAGCCAAUUACGCCAAGUGGCAUGAUAUUUGAGAGGAAUUCCAUGACGUCCAGCAGCGUCGUUUCGGGGUCCUGUGUGCAUGACCGACUAGGCUCUACUAUCAACAACACGACGGAGUUUGCAGCUUUUGGAAAGCAGGAAAAGCGACGCAACAAUCGCGGAAAACCUGUUCACAAAAGAAGUCAAGAGAUUUUUGACGUGCAGUGGGAGUCAGAUGUUAAGGUGGUGAAGUGCGGUCUUUGCAAGUCGGACUUUUCGCUCGUGCGACGUAGACACCACUGUCGUCAUUGUGGGCGUAUCAUGUGUUCGGACUGCUCGUCCUUUUUGUACUUUGAGCUGUCGCGACGGAAGCACAGAGUUUGUUCUACUUGCAAAUUGCAUCUUCUAACGGAACAAGAAGCUUACGAUCGUGAAACGACGAGAGCAGGUGACCCACCGACUAAUUUGUUUGUAGACUCGAGUAAUGUUGGACCACCGGCGUCAUCGUCUCUUGGACUGCCAGCAUCACCAACGCGUACUAAGGAUAACUUGAAGGCAAGAAAGAAACAGGCAGAUAUUUCACGCAAAGAACAGAAAUGUAAAGAAAAGUUACGGACGCAAAGAGGAGUUGCAACGGGUCCAAUAACUCCAACAACUACUCGGAAUCAAUCAUUUUGUGACGUAAACCAGUCGACAGUAAAUGAUGCGGCAAUAUUUGAUAGUGAGGACGAUGGUUGGUUUACCGAUGUGCCCGAUCAACAGACGCACUCUCGGAAUAGUGUUGAAGUCUACAGUGAGGAUGCUGAUUUAAAAGAACCCGGCUGGAGAGAUCGCAUUAAAGAUACAUACACAAUUACGCCUGCAAUCAAGCAAACGUUAGCUUUUACACCAACGACUGACAACUUGCCGGCGGUGGGGUUCACACCAAGCGACGAUAUCUCAGACCAGUUUCAAUAUGAUGUCAGCAAGUCGGGUUGUGUUUACGAUGAUGAAAUCUCUGCUGACAUGCCACGACCAAAGCAACAGACCGCAACAUUAACAAAUAUUGAUCGUGGCGUAAGGGCCAAUGGGCUAUCGGGAAAUGGCUACUUUUCCGAUCAGUUUCAGUAUAAUGAUGUAGAUGGUCCAGGGCUUGGUCACGACGAUGAUCACUCAGUUGGUAUGCCCCGACCAAAGCAGCAAUUAACGACCACACGAUACAGUUACAACAGUACGAGACAUAAGCAAAAUCAGUUGGACUUCAAUUUUACAGACAAAAAUACGGCCCAUGAGCAGGGCUUGCAGGCGCGAUCCACCUUAACUGAUUUCUUUAGCGCAACGAAGCGCUGGGAAUCGACAGCAAAAAUGGAAAAAAAUGAAGCGUCCACCAAUUCCCAUAUUCAAGAAAAUCAAAACCUGACGCUGAAUGGAGUAAACUCGUUGUACUCGCCACAAAAUGGACCUCGCAUGCCUGCACCGACCGUUACUAGCUUGAGUCCUGGCCGGCUGACAUUUUACGGCCAAGAUGCAGAUGAGUUAGUUGUUGACGACUCCCCUGGAUAUUUUGAGGCAACGAUGGAGAAGCGGGAAGCGCAUCACAAAAAAGAAGAGGAACACAACGAACAACUUGCCCGUGAUAUGGCAUGGGCAAAUAGCUCGCCGCAGCCAACCGUUAUACGACCAAAUCGCUCUUCGAGUGAUCAAGAUUCUUACAGUAUUGUUGACCUUCCAUCUCAUACUUCAGACUCUUCUAUUAGACACCAAAGAGGUGACGUGAAUGGCACCUCAACAAAUGAAAAAAAGGCAAAAAGCGGCUUCACUGGUGUGCUAAAGCGCUUUUUUAAGAUGGGGUCAAAAAAAUCAAGCGAACUUCCGCAGUCUAGUGCUACUGCUAGACAACCAGAAAAGGAUAUUGCUGAUAACUACACUGCACCUGUGUCAGGUGCCAGUCACCGCGACCGCGCCAUUACGACAGAUUCAGUAUCUGGUGGAUUGCUAAGGCACACGGUCGUGAAAUAUGAUGGUAAUAAUCGAGAAGAGUUAGUUCGUCAAGAGAACUCCAGAUACACUAUGGCUCCUCACGUCGAUUUGAAUCCUGGCAUGGGGACCUUAUUACCUUCACAGGUUGGUGGGGUGAAGCAACAUGAGAAACAGGAGUUGGAUCGUAAACAUCGAGGGACGUUUGAUGAACUUUUCAUGUCGCCCAAAGACACCUUAGCCAUUGACGACUUUUCAGUAGGUGAAAGUGGAUGGGGUGCUCGUGUGGAAGUGAACGCAAAUGUUGGUCGAGAGCGGUUAGGUGCAACUGGCGUUGCUCGUUUUGACCAAAAAAGACCUAUCAACGAAGCCGGUGAAUUUGUGCUUGGGUACGAACCUCAACUUAUUAUUCCAUCGAGUCAGUCUGCUACUGAUUCUACUGAAGCAUGGAGGGAAUCUGCAGUCUUGUCAUUGCUAAAUGAUAAACAAGCUGCAACUCAACCAGAAGAAUCUGUUUUGACCUGGAGUAAUAUAAGACCAGCCUCUGGGCUUGGAACGGCAACAUACGCUGUGCCGACGAGCCUUCAGUCUCGUGCAGUCAACGGCGAUAUUAUCGGGACGUCUACUCAAAACGAGACUUUGGCAACGCUUGGCAGUAUCAUAAAUGGCUUGAAGUAUGGUUCAGCCUCGAAAAAGUUGCAAGGCCAGGAAUCGAUUGAUGAUUUUUUUGCCGAGUUUGAAGAAAACAACGACUACGUUUUCGACGCUGUCACGGGUGGCUACGUGGCAGCUCGAAUUCCACCACCUACAAGUAUGAAGCAGUUAGAGUCAAUAGAGUUGCUAGUACCAGCGAAGGUUACCUCCAGAAUGAGCGAUCAUAGCUACAGCGAUCCAUCUCCAGUUGUUGGAACCGCUGUUGCAACUAAUUAUGGUGAAGGUGAAGAAGUCGACGAUGAAGUUGCUGAAAUUAUUGUGGGCAAAAUUAGCUCGUUAGAAAGCGAGCUGGCUGCACUGAAGCAGUUGAUUCGCACUCGCAAAGGAUGUGGAAGAAAUAAACUAUCAAAACCGCGAGUCACUCGUAGCACGGCUAAUUCGAGUGUUCGCAAAGAAAACAUUUUUGACAGCGACAGCAGUGACGGAGAUAUGGGCAAGAAUGGAGUAUACGCUUCAUCAAUUCGUUUAGUGGUGGAUGGGGAGAGCAAAGAAAGACCUGGCAGCAAGAAGAGGCUUACUAAACCACGCAAGGAUUCGUUUGCUGAUUUGUUUGAAGACAGUCCGAACGAACAAAAAAUGUUUGGAAGUGCAACCAGCUACGAAGCUCUUUUUCAAAUAGAACCAAAGCUGACCGAUAUAAAUAAAGAGUCCGUCAGCGACAAUGACGCAGACCCUCUGCCUCUGAUAAAAAGCAGGACUGCAAAAUUGAGACGAUCAAGUUGGGAAACUAGCAAUUUUGAGCUUUUCAAUGAUCCCAAAUCCGAGCCACAACUUGCAUCACUGAAGGAAAGGCUAGGUAAACAAUUAUCUUGGUGGAAGACGCGUGAUGAUUUGGAUGAUACUAGUACCAGCAUGAAUGAUACUGCUACCAGCAUGAAUGAAGGACAGUUGUUUGCGUCGCUGUCGAGACUGGAAGCAAAGCAGGGGAGUACAGAUAAACAAGAUGUGAGGGAUGACCCGAUUGAUGUUUUAUUUGACAUGUCGAAUGAUCGUGAUGUGGCCGAAUUGCACGGUAGGCAUGGCGGUCACGAUGUAGGUGGCAAGUUUACGCUUACUUUGGACAAAAACAUUCUGUCAAGUCAGAAGUCUUCAUCAGAGGCGGAGGCAAAUGGUAGUCCAGCUGUUAUCAUUGCAAACAUGGAAUCUGUGGCACCCAUGAGUGAAUCUAGCGCCAGCGACUUCUACUCUUUCGACUUACAGGGAUUGAAUGCAGUCAACAACGAAGAGAAACUUUCAAUUAAUUGGUCAAAGAUGCGAAAAAUUAAGCGUCAUAAACCGAAAACUCCUCCUUUUUCAAACGCUGGAGGUGAAAGCAGUAAUUUUGAUAGUAGAGCGAAGGGUAUUCUUUUGGAGCCUAGUCUGUUUAGUGAAGACUGGCACCCCAAGGCUGAUCAUACUUCGCCAGAGCACGCAGUUCCAACAGCGUUUCCUGGAGAUGCGUCGUCGAGAUGGAUGUCGGUCGAUACGAUGGAGAAUGAGACAGUACACUUAAGUUUGAAAGCUGAAGAUGUUGAGUAUCAGUGUGUUCAUGAAAGUAAACACAUGAUAGAGUCAGCUUCUGAGGCUGUGGUUACGAACGAGAAGAAGCGAGGUAUUGAACCAGACGUCUUUCCAGGUCAUGCCUCUAUGAAUUCAGCACCAGUUGAAAAUGCUGUACCAAGUCUAACAGCCAAUGAGGAAGUCAUGACUGGAGAGGCAAGUGGUUCAGUAGAGCAAUUACCGCUUGCCGCGUCGAGCUUCGUUGAGGAGUCUACAGACACGAACAGAAAAACUGUAGGAAAAGACGAUGCUACUUUUAAAACCUUUGACAAGUCUAAAGAUAUGGGGUUGUUGUCAACAUCUUCACAAAUGGGUCAAAUAGCGCAGUCCGGUAAAGGUAGAGAGAAUGUUGACAAAAAAUCUCUCGCUGGAAAUCAUGAGGCUUUCACAUUUGAGGUCCAAGCUCCUAAGAAGCGGUCUUCUGUAGAUGCACUGACUACUAUUUGCAGCGUCGAAUCUGUGUCAGUGUAUAGCGAGUCGUCUCCUUCGUCCCAAAUGUUGUCAGCCGUAGAUAAAUACACAACGUUUGCCGAAGAGCUAUCGUCGCGCACCCCAUCGAUAGAUGGUAGUCGUAAUGACCCUGCGGAUACCAUGGCAGAUGAUGAUUCAAUGCUAGGAACAGCUGAAGUGCAAGCAUUUGACACGGAUUGGCAGCAAAUGCAGGUAGAGGAGAAGGAGCGAAAGAAGAGACUGCAAGUCAAGCAGCGACAAGCUCGACGGGACAAGCAAAUACGAAAGCAAGGCGCAUUCACAAAGCUUGUCUCUACCACUGCUACUACGCAUGGCUUGAGCAAAAACAAGUCAAAGCGCGGCAAGAAGAAGAAAAAAGACAACGAAAAGAACGACGCAGCAUUAUCUAUCUUACCUCACAAGAAAAGCGGUUCAUCGCGAAAGUAUCGUCAAGAUGCCACUGACAAUGCUACUUCAACAUUAUCAGAACCUCCACGAUCAUUAACAGAACUUUGA